This is a messenger RNA of Bactrocera neohumeralis, 3314 nucleotides long. It is a transcript of the gene Gcn5, whose product is annotated as histone acetyltransferase KAT2A. Gene Ontology annotation, biological process: chromatin remodeling; positive regulation of transcription by RNA polymerase II. Gene Ontology annotation, cellular component: nucleus; histone acetyltransferase complex. Lineage: Eukaryota; Metazoa; Arthropoda; Insecta; Diptera; Tephritidae. Bases 377 to 2779 code for a protein of 800 amino acids. Gene Ontology annotation, molecular function: histone H3 acetyltransferase activity; protein binding. The record is from RefSeq and is a predicted model, not a curated record. The transcript has 3 exons.
GCUUCGUGUGUGUCAAUAUAAAUGAACUACUUUGCGAAACGAUAUUAAAAUAAAUAUUUUUGGUGUUAAAUAAUAAUAUUGUAGAAAAUCAAAAAAUAAUUUUAAUACAAUAUUCCAAACAAAAACUUGAAAAGGUGUCGGUAGAUACAUAGCGUAGCGUUGAGACUUUUAAUAAAAAACUGCGGUGGAAGUAAGAUUUGCCGAAGUUGUAUUCGGCAGCUGUAUCAAUACAUUCACACAAACGACUUUUUGUCUUUGUUUACACUCUUUCUGCAUUGUGAAAUUGCUGAUCGAAAUAUUGCACUUUGUCAAAGUCUUCCAAAGCAUUGGUAACCACCGUCAAUAAACAAAUUGAAAUAAGUCGAGUCGAUUUGUUAUGUCUGGCGGAGCACUGAUAACACUAAAGGAAGAUGCAACUGACGGUGGAGGUAAUGCCAAUGGAGGAGGGGGCAAUUCUAAUAUUGCAAAUAAUCAACAAACAUCCGGAUCCGGAAACGUAAAUGCUACUCCAGGUCACAACCCAAACGGUGGUAAUAGUGGUCCUCCGGAAGGAACACGCCAAAAUAGCUUACAACGCAUUCAAUUGCGAAAACAAAAAGUUUUUAACUUGCCUGUUCCCCAGAAGUUGGCAAAAUUAUCUAUGUACUCUUCUUGCCAGAGCGAAUGCUGCCGUUGUACUGGAUGGAAAACUCCUCAAGAAAAUCGUCAUCGAGAUGUAGAAUCGUCAACAUAUUGCCCUGAAUUCACCGAGGAAUGUCGCAGCUGUAGACACCCGCUACAAAAUCAUAUUGCACAUCUGGAUGGCAUAUCUGGUUCUCAAAUGAACGAACUUCUGGGUGCUAUAAUAGAUAUGGAAAAUUUGUUCAUGUCAAUGCAACGCGUAGAAGAUGAGGAUACCAAAAAGGUGUAUCUAUAUUUAUUUCGUCUCUUGCGUCAAUGUGUCCUUAGUCGUCAACAAGCUGUUAUUCAUGGACCCUUGGGCGAUCCACCAUUCGAGUCGCCAUGCAUUGCAAAAGCCGUUUCAUCAUUCGUGUUCUAUAAGUACAACCAUUUAAGUCAAACUGAAUUACAGACAAUGACAGAAGUGGCGAAAACAUUUCUAAAUUUUUUAAAUCAUUACAACUUCGAACCACCAUCAAUGCGUCGCUCUGUAUUAACGCAUGAAGAUGCUUCAACAUAUAAAAUUAACUAUACGCGAUGGCUGGUGUUUUGCCAUGUACCCGCUUUUUGCAAUUCUUUGCGUCAUUUUGAAACAUCGCUAGUGUUUGGGCGCACCUUACUGCGCACCAUAUUCAAGUAUAUGGCUGAGCAGCUAAGAAAUAAAUGUUCUUCCGAACGAGAUCGCUUACCAGCUGAUAAACGGUCAAUUAUAACCCAAAUGCCCAAAUUUUUAGAUGCGCUAAAAGCUGAACUAUUGAAAGACGACUCGCCGAUUUGGGAUCAAGGAUUUCGUCCAUCAACAGCUUUUAUAAUACAACAACGUAAACGUCAGCAAGAAGCGAGUACUGGAGCGGCAACUGGCAGUAAGCGAUCCGGCACUGGAGAACCCGCACAUAAAAGAGCCAAAAAGGAAAGCAUUGAUCGUGUCAGUGGCGAAUGUCAGUUUGAGGAUCUUUCUGAUGAAACUGUUGUGCGUGCUAUGAAAGCUAUUUCAGAAUCAAAGGCCAUCAAUAAAUCAGAAAUCUUAUUUCCGGUCAAUGUCUCCCGCGAUGAAAAUGUUAAAGCAGAGGAACAACAACGAGCCAUUGAAUUUCAUGUAGUCGGAAAUUCCCUAACAAAGCAAGUGGAUAAACAGACAAUAUUUUGGCUUAUUGGACUACAAGCAGUAUUUGCCUAUCAACUACCCGAAAUGCCACGUGAAUACAUCAGUCAAUUAGUAUUUGACACAAAACACAAAACGUUGGCACUUAUAAAGGAAAAUCAACCCAUUGGCGGCAUUUGCUUUCGUCCCUUCGCUAGUCAGGGUUUCACCGAAAUAGUAUUUUGCGCCGUUACCAUGUCCGAACAAGUCAAGGGUUAUGGUACACAUUUAAUGAAUCAUUUAAAAGACUACAGCAUCAAGCAUGGCAUACGACAUUUGCUGACCUAUGCUGACUGUGAUGCUAUUGGUUACUUUAAAAAGCAAGGUUUCUCCAAGGAUAUUAAAUUAGCUCGACCGGUCUAUGCUGGUUUUAUAAAGGAAUAUGAUGGUGCUACGCUAAUGCAUUGCGAAUUACACACAAGCAUUGUCAACACACAAUUUAUUUCUGUUAUAAGAAAGCAGAGCGAAAUUCUGAAAGAAUUAAUAGCACAACGCCACAAUGAGGUGCAAAAAGUGCGUCCUGGUUUAACUUGCUUCAAAGAGGGAUUACGUUCCAUACCAGUUGAAUCGAUACCCGGACUACGUGAGAUCGGUUGGAAACCACAAAUGCGUGCACAACGCACUUCACGUCCACUAGAAGAAUCUUCCGAUCCAGAAAAACUUGCAGCAUCCUUUACUGCCGUACUACAGUCGGUGCGCCAGCAUCAAGCCGCCUGGCCGUUCCUACGUCCAGUACCAGCGGCUGAAGUACCCGACUAUUAUGAUCACAUUAAAUAUCCGAUGGAUCUAAAAACUAUGGGUGAACGCCUUAAGCAAGGAUAUUAUGUAACACGUCGGCUCUUUAUGGCCGAUAUGGCGCGUAUUUUCUCAAAUUGCCGUUUCUACAAUUCACCGGAAACUGAAUAUUAUCGUUGCGCUAAUUCAUUGGAACGUUACUUUCAGACCAAGAUGCGGGAGUUGGGUUUAUGGGACAAAUGAUGUUGCGCCCUCAAUGCCGCCGUUGAUAUGCUUAGCGAACACGAACGCGUGGCGGAUGAACACAAUGCAAGCAAUCCGGCGACAACAACUUCAAAUAAUAUGAAUAUACAGCAGGGCGAUAAUAACGGUAGUAAUGGUGUUGAUGGAGACACUAAUAUUGUGUUGACAGUUAAUUUGGGUGUGGUUUCCGCGCUGCCCGAGGAUAUAUUUAAAAAUUAGACUUUAGUGUGCUGCUGCUUAAAAUAAAUAAAUAUUUUGAAUUUAAACUCGUAUAUUUGUUUAAUCAGCACUUAAUAUGUAUAUAAAUAACGCAACAAAUAAUAUUUAAAAUUAGCUUAAAAUAUAUAAAAAAAAAAAAUUAAAAUUGGGAAUUCUAAAUGUUAUACAUUUGAAGAAAGCAAAAAACGAAACUUCGUUCGGAGUAGAAAACCAACACAAUUUAUGUAUACAAGAUGACAUACUAAUUUAUGUACCAUAUACACUAUGUACUCUCAAUAUUUAUAUAAGACCCAAUAAAAUGUUAUAAUAAAAAAUC